Falco peregrinus (peregrine falcon) is the source of this 5689-nucleotide messenger RNA. RefSeq names its product G protein-coupled receptor 12 (gene GPR12). Gene Ontology annotation, biological process: G protein-coupled receptor signaling pathway. The record is from RefSeq and is a predicted model, not a curated record. Gene Ontology annotation, cellular component: membrane. Gene Ontology annotation, molecular function: G protein-coupled receptor activity. The transcript has a single exon. Lineage: Eukaryota; Metazoa; Chordata; Aves; Falconiformes; Falconidae. Bases 389 to 1393 code for a protein of 334 amino acids.
GGGGGUUUCCACCGCCCUGCAGCCGGCCCCCACCCCAGAUGGCAGCGCUUGGCGGGGGGUGGCGGUGGGGGUGGCUGUGCUGUGGGCUUCCCCCCGUGCCUGUGCCUUCUUCCCUGUGCAGGUGAGGGGAAUUACCGUUAAGAUCACCCAGCCUCCAUGUGCCGGCCCCUUGACAGAUAAUCUCGGGCAGUUUUAAAUACGUUUUUCCCCUCUGUUAUUUUUUUUUCUUCUUUUUUUUCCCUAUUGUCACAUUUAUGUAACAAGUGCCUGUCUGCACGUUAGAUUGGUGUUGCCGUCUAGGGCGUUGCAUGCUCUGGGGGUGCUGCAUCCAGUGCUGUGUCUGAACAUUAAAAAAAAUGUCUUUCCGUUGAAGAAGACAGGGGUUAAAAUGAAUGAAGAUCUGAAGGUUAAUUUGAGCUGGCUGCCUCAGGAUCAUGUAGAAGCCAGCUCUACAGAGAAUGCCUCAGCCACAGGCUCCUCCCUGGUUCCUGUCGUAGACCCAGAGCCAGAGCUUUUGGUAAACCCCUGGGACAUUGUCUUGUGUACUUCAGGGACCCUUAUCUCCUGUGAAAAUGCCAUUGUGGUUCUUAUUAUUUUCCAUAAUCCCAGUCUUCGUGCCCCCAUGUUCCUCCUGAUAGGCAGCCUGGCGCUGGCAGAUCUCUUAGCGGGCAUUGGAUUGAUCAUCAAUUUCGUUUUUGCAUACCUUCUGCAAUCAGAAGCUACGAAACUGGUUACGAUUGGACUGAUUGUUGCCUCUUUUUCAGCAUCUGUUGGCAGCUUGCUGGCUAUUACUGUUGAUCGUUACCUCUCCCUGUAUUAUGCUUUGACUUACAAUUCAGAGAGGACUGUCACUUUUACCUAUGCCAUGCUUAUAUUGCUCUGGGGAGCAUCUAUCUGUAUUGGACUGCUGCCUGUAAUGGGCUGGAACUGCCUCAGAGAUGAAUCCACCUGCAGUGUUAUCAGACCACUCACUAAAAAUAAUGCAGCUGUCCUUUCGGUCUCUUUCUUGCUUAUGUUUGCCCUCAUGCUGCAGCUCUACAUUCAGAUCUGUAAAAUCGUGAUGCGCCAUGCCCAUCAGAUUGCCUUGCAACACCAUUUCCUGGCCACUUCCCACUAUGUGACCACCCGAAAAGGCGUGUCUACUUUGGCCAUUAUUUUGGGGACAUUUGCUGCUUGUUGGAUGCCUUUUACGCUCUAUUCUUUAAUAGCAGAUUACACCUAUCCUUCUAUAUACACCUAUGCCACGCUCCUGCCAGCUACCUACAAUUCCAUCAUCAAUCCUGUAAUAUAUGCUUUUAGAAACCAGGAGAUACAGAAAGCACUUUGGCUCAUCUGUUGUGGCUGUAUCCCUUCUAACCUGUCUCAGAGAGCAAGAUCACCCAGUGAUGUCUGAUUGGCAGCUAGGAGGACGCUCCUUAACAUGUUACUUUCCAGACAUUCUUGCGAUGCUGUCUUUGGUUUAGAUGCAUUCAUUAAAUGGUGUGUGAUGGGUUCAUAUAAAAACCACAGGAUGCACUGACCUUUUUAUAAACAGAAAACCCCAGUGACAAAAAUGAAUCAAGCGGUUUAAGGGAGAUUUCCAAAAUCAAAAUAAUCAGUGUUCUUACAGAUUUAUGGUGUUGCUCAGGGCCUUUUGUUACAUUACCCAGACUUUGCCAUGUUUGCCAUGAUUUUACAUUAAGUUUUCAAAUUAAAAUCAAAUGGAAACAGCAUACCUCCUUUGAAAUUGUUUAUGUGAUUUUGAGUUUAGUCAUACUGCAUGUUACAGUCUGUUGUCAGGAUAUUUUUUCCCUCUUUAAUUCUUUUUAAAACCAGAAAAGAAAAAAAAGAAGAAAAAAGAAAAGAAAACCCAAGUCCUGUUACCCCAUUUGUAUAUCAUCAGAAUACUCUUCAAAAUAAUGGCCAAUUGUACUGAUUUAUAUGGUAUUUAUUGUAAUAAUCUCAGUGCACCAAAUUUGCUCUAAGUGAGGAAGUACUUGUAUAGCGUUUUAUUUCACAUCUCGGUAUGAAUUAGCUUGAUAAUUGUUUUAAAGGGUUACCUGUUCUCUCCUGAGUUCUGGCUGGAUGUUAAAACAGAAGAUAUGCUUUGCCUUCCUUUUGAAAAGUCAGCCAUAUGUUUUCACUUAGAUAUGGGACAUCAGAGCUCAUUAUACUAUUAAUUUUAAAAGGAAUUCAGGGGGGAUCUUCGAAACUGAUGAAACAAUGUGGCCUCUUUUGGCUAUGCAUUUGUAAUAGAUACAACACUAACUUUCUCAGCCAAGUUUAUCUUUUCAGAAGUGCGUAAGAAAAUAUCUAAUAAAAUAACAUACAAAUUGCUUGCAACAUGUUUUUAGCAUCUAUGUGAAAUGGUUUCCCUUAAGUUUGUUACCAAGUCAAAACUAUUACCACUUGCUUUCAGCGUUCUGUGAUAUAAUUUAAAAUACUGACAUUUAUAAAAUCUCAGAGCAUAUCUGGUUCAUAAUUUUAUGCAACCAGGGCUGCAACAUGAAACAAUAUUUUCUUUUCUGUCAGUUUCAUCCAUUACAGAUUGUGAUUCUUCACACUGUACACAUGUCAGUUCGUUAUAGGGUGAUAGUUCUGGUCUGAAAAGCAGAGCUUCCUCUCAUGAAUGGUUAAAUUUCAAACUGCUUCUAACCUUUGCUGAAGCCACAUUAGAAUGCACUAGAAAUAAAACAUUGUUUUUUAAUUUGAAGGCUUGAUUGUCAGAGAGAAAAUCUUCCUGGCAGAUGUUGUCAUGAAACUUAAGGUGUACCCCAAUGUCAGUGCAUGGGAGUUUAUAGUACCACUUCCAUUAGUGUUGAUGGGAGCUCAAUGUGUUAAUGCCCUGGCGUCAGUAGGAGGUUAUGUUCUCUUGAAUGUCAAAGUCAGCAUACUGUAUUGUUGCUUCAGUAUCUUCCAUUACAGUUUUAAAAACCCCAACAAACUCAAGUGUAAAACUAGCAAUAUUUACAGUUCAAUGAAAAGAAUAUGCCUGUAUAGUGUAGAUAGUAGAGACAACUGUGUUGCUGGUCUGAAUUUUUCCAAAUGGAAUCUGUCCUUUUCACAUGGACAUUUGGAUGACUGUAGCUUUUUGUGGCAAAGUUUCUGUGACAUUAAGAAUCGUAUGCUAUACACAAAGCUGGAUCUCAAAUGUGAAUGAGUUGUAUGUAAACAAGGCUCUGUAGAAAAUUUUAUGAGCAAUAAUUGAUUUUAGUUGCAAUGCUGGGCUCAAAUUCUAUUAUUGGUUCAACCUUCAUGAUAUUUGGCUCAUGCUUUGUAAUCUGAUUAGUUUAAUAAUUGCAUGGCAUGGUCCAGUAGAGCUGUGAACUUGCAGCUCCCUUGGCUUCACUGCAAUUUACAGAUGCUCAGCACAGUUAGACUGUGACCCCUGCUCAGUAUAGGAUAUUGGUGUUCUUUAUCUACUUCUGAAUGCUAACAAAACUCUAGUCAUUGCAUUUUAUUAUGAAUUUUUGUAUAAGAAAUAAUCACUUCUUAAAUAGCCAUGCUAUAUGUAUAUGUGCAAUUUUGCAAGUAUGCAAAGCAUUGAGAAGAAAUACCAGUAAAAGUCAUCAGCUGAAUAAUGUAGAGAGGCUGAAUACUGUAGAAUGGCACUUUUAAAAGCAAAAGAUAGGUUAGUCAUGCAGAGUUUACACCACACCUACCCCCUUUUCUCCCCCAUUUAUUCUUCUGUAUCGAAUUGCUAAAAGGUGUGAUGAAGACAAGCAGCUACAACUGUGUCCAAAAUUGAGUCCAGAGGGCAACUCCUGUUUUGCUUAAGUAGACCUGUUCUCAACCUCUUGGAUAACCUCACAGGCACUAGUGUCUUUCUCUCCACAACACCUGUGUGGGCAGGAAGCCAGAAAAAAAAUUAUAUAGGGGGAGAUAGUGUCAUCCCCUCUGCUCAUGCUGGUUUACCCAUCGUCCUUGUCAUCUUCCUUGCUCUACAGGCUGCUCAAAUCCACAGAGGCUCUCCAGAGUGCUGGGAGAGCUGACCUUUUCCUUGUGGCAGAGCAGAGAGAUUUGUAAUUGGAAGCUUCUCUCCUGAGGAGCAGUGUGAGUCAAACAGAGGAAAGAAGGAUUAAUUAUAGAAGUCCCACAAAGCUAGCUCGUAGGGAUGUGAUUUGCCCUUGUUUCAGGAGUAAUGCAUGGUUACCUUUCACCACAAACAGAUGACAAACGCAAUUUAUGCCUCCCAAGCUACUGCUGUGACUUCUAGUGAGGAUGUUGUCUCUUCCAGAAGUAUGUUCUUAAACUGAGACUCUGCAUCAUAGGCCAGAAGACCCUUGUGGAGGUCAGUGACACAGGUUUGCCCACAGCUGUCAGGCAAAACUUCUAAUAUGGUUUGCAGUACUGGGCAGAUGCUAUAUUACACCCCCGUGAGUUCUUGGGAGCAGGGGCAGAGCUGUGGGUACAAAGCUACCUACCUCACUUGCACAAAACAAAUGCUUGACAGACAGCCACUUCUUCGACCCUGCAGAAUUAAGCAAUUCUCUGUUGUCACCUCAGAAUUACAGUGUAGCUCCUGGUUCUGUAUGAUGAGGUGCCAGUAUCCAUCCAAGAUACCUCUGAGACUGGCAGAAAUCCAGCCAGCUUGCAGGAUUCUGUCUUUUUGUUGUCUCAUCAAACAACACCUGUGUGUAAGACUAGGGCUGUUAGAUUCACAGCUCUAUGUACAGUGAAGUAUCUUUCAUAUCUCCAUUGUAAUGGCAAAAGAAUGCGUAAUUUAGUUUAAAGAAUUGCAGUUAAUUUUUAUUUAUUAACAUGCUUGAACCAAAGUUAGUAACAGGUUAUAUCUUGGUGGGAAAAAUAUACUGUAGUCAGCUUUUUCAUAUAUUCAUCCUCAAAGCUUGAGAGAGAAUUUUAAUUUUUUUCAAUUAUUAUUUUUGACCAUUUCUCCUAACAAUAAGAUUUCAGCAAUAAGAAGAAAUAUGUAUUUAGCACAAGAGCAAUAAAGUCCUCCAUGUUGCGGGUACCAUAAAAUGCUGAGUAAACUUAGAGCAACAGAGAGGAUGCAAUAUAUUUUUUAGACAAAAAAUAGUAACUUGCAUAAGGACUUAAAGUAAGCAGAAGUCUUCCCUUGUUAAGUAGUUGCUAUUGGACCGAUGUGGGACACUAUUUCUGGUUGGUUUGUGUUAAAAUUAUUGAGUUCCUGAAUGGGAUUACUGAGCAAUAAUCUUCUACCUUAGUUCUUGGAUCCUGAAUUCAUGUUAUUUGCAAGAGGGAAUUAGGUACUGCAGUGGAGAUUUUGAUUCUUUCAUUGUUUGGCAUUUAGUUGUGCAGCAUUCUAUGGAUGUAUUUGUUGCGUUCCGGAUUUUCAGUUGUAGCUUAAUACUGAGAAUACUCUUCACCAAACAAAAACUGAGAAAAUCCAAAUUUGUCAUGCCCAUCAAGAUGGAUAUGAUAAAUGGUGAUAACCCAUUCUGAAGGCAGCUUUGCCUUUAAAAGAGCAAGAUUAUGGUGUCAUAGAAGAAGACCCUCACCAAUACCAAGGGUAUUUGGAAGCAAGCUGAAAGGCCUGCUAUUGCUGCUCUAUCUUCCUACCGUGGACACUUAGUAACCUAGGCAGCUGCAUCCGUCCUCUGUGUUCAGGGGCCAGCUUUGAGGCAUCUUGGAGUCACUAAAAUUCCUCCAUGGACAGCAGUGAACUUAGACUAGCAGCUGUUCUGUUCCCAAAGGGUUAUUUUUCUGUUGCCUCAUUUUCUUAGGGAUU